Phragmites australis (common reed) is the source of this 458-nucleotide messenger RNA. Its product is annotated as nuclear transport factor 2-like. The transcript has 2 exons. Lineage: Eukaryota; Viridiplantae; Streptophyta; Magnoliopsida; Poales; Poaceae. The coding region runs from base 1 to 243 and encodes 80 amino acids. The record is from RefSeq and is a predicted model, not a curated record. Gene Ontology annotation, cellular component: nuclear pore central transport channel. Gene Ontology annotation, biological process: nucleocytoplasmic transport.
AUGCUCGUCUUCGUCGCCGGGAAGCUCACCUCGCUCCCUUUCGCCGCGUGCAAGGACCAGGUCACCACCGUUGACUGCCAGCCAUCCGGCCCCGCUGGCGACAUGCUCGUCUUCGUCUCCGGCGCCCUGCAGAUCGGCGAGGGCAAGCACCUCCUCAAGUUCUCGCAGAUGUUCCAUUUGAUGCCAGCAGAACCAGGGAACUUCUACGUGCAGAACGACAUGUUCCGCCUGAACUAUGGCUAAGAAUGUCUUCCAGAAACAAUGUAGUUCUGGUUUUGUGUCGAAUGAUGUAAAAUUAAUGCUGCAUUAGUUUCAGCGGCUGAGUGAUCUGUUGCGAGGGAUUUUGGAUUCCCUAUAUGGAUCACUACUCUCCUUUUUUUUCUGAGAAUUAUGAAUCGGUACUUUAGGAUUUGUUAUUUUCCUCGUCUUGUAACUGUGGCAAUGGUGUCAGUUUUAAG